UGUGCUGGCGCGCUUCACGUUUCAGCGGCGCGCUUCAUAACCAAAAGCGCAUGAGCCGAAUUGAGAAGAAACUUAAUUGAAAUGAGAGAAAGUUAAAAAAAAAAAAAAAAAUCAAGCAAAAAACAAAAAACAAAAACAAACUUCACCCUUUUAACUUCAUGACUCUAUUGUUUUGAAACUUUUUCGAGGAUUCAAAUUUUUUUUUGUAUGUUGGAUUACCGACUCCGUGGUUUCUCUCUGUGGCGCGCGCGGAGGUGGACGAUGAGUGAUCGCAUUCUGCGGGUGCUGGAGACGCAGUGCCUCUGUAAAGAGGUGACAUGCUGAUGGUGGCAGAGUGAUGAUCUGACUCACAGGCUGAGGGAUGUUCCUGCGGCUGCUCCUGAUCCUGCUAACAUUCUCGUCACACACACAGGUCUGUUUGGCUCUGAAGGAGCUACGAGAGCAAUGGGCUGUCUACAGGAAUGAAUGCAUUCAGAGCUUCAGCAGCAGCCCACCUGCUACAGGUUUGGUGUGUAACAGGACUUUUGAUCACUACACAUGUUGGCCUGAUGGCUUGCCUGGCUCCAUCGUUAACGUUUCCUGUCCGUGGUAUCUGCCGUGGUAUCACAAAGUUAAGCAGGGUAAAGUGUAUCGAGUGUGUGGUGCAGACGGUCGAUGGGCCGACGGGAAAAACACCACAGAGUGUGACGAGAAUGACGUGCGACUGGAAGAGUAUUGGCGGAUUGUAAGUAAAUUCAGGGUCAUGUAUACAGUGGGUUAUUCACUCUCUCUGGCAGCUUUGGUCCUUGCUCUUGGAAUCCUUGCAGCCUUCAGGAAGUUACACUGCAUGAGGAACAACAUUCACAUGAAUUUGUUCGGUUCGUUCAUCCUGCGUGCCGUGUCGAUCUUGGUGAAAGACGCACUGCUGGAUCUGAUCAACACACAGACAGGACAAUACCACAACCAGGACCAGAGCAUGUUUGACAUCAAGAUAACUGCAGGAUGUCGGGUCGCCAUGGUGAUGAUGCAGUACAGUGUGAUAGCGAAUAAUUACUGGUUGUUGGUGGAGGGUUUGUACCUGCACAGCCUCCUGGUCAUAACCGUCUUCUCAGAGAGAAACUACUUCUACGUGUACCUGUGCAUCGGCUGGGGUGCGCCGGUGAUAUUCGUGUUGCCGUGGGUGACAUUGAAAUAUCUGUAUGAAAAUGAUCUAUGCUGGGAGAAGAAUGUAAACAUGGGCUACUGGUGGAUCAUCCGCUCACCCAUCUUGUUUGCUUAUCUGAUUAAUUUCUUUAUAUUUAUUAGAAUUAUAAAGAUCCUGAUGUCCAAACUUAAAGCUCAUCAGAUGAGGUACACAGACUAUAAGUUCAGAUUGGCUAAAUCCACACUUACGCUGAUUCCACUGUUGGGGAUUCACGCCAUCCUCUUCACCUUUGUCAUCGAUGAGUCCGUGGACAGAGAAUCUCUCUUGCGGCUCAUUCGCCUCUUCUAUGACCUUUUCUUCAGCUCUUUCCAGGUCAGAGGUCAAAAGGGUUUGCUGGUGGCCAUUUUGUACUGCUUUGUUAACAAAGAGGUACAGAAUGAGAUGUUGAAGCGAUGGAAGCGUUGGAAGCUUGGGAAAGACAUUGAGGAGGAAUAUCGCAACACACACAGCCAAACGGCUCAUGGGAAGGGCGCUAGUGGCAACAUGCCUUUACCGCCGGAACGUUCAGACACCCCUGACUCUGCAGCUUCAGCCCCGCCCGCAGAGGAGAGCCGCCAUCUUGUGGUUAUCUGCCAGAACGGUGCAAGGCUGGCGCAAGGGAUCAGCAGGGCGGGGCUUCAGGAGGGCACCAGUAACUGCAGCUCUCUGACUGAGGACAUCUGCUUAGAGGAGCGAAUUCACAACACAAACCAUCCAGUAGGGACAGAGGAAUGUGACGUCUGAGGAAAAUCUUACUUCUUGAGGUUUUUGAUGGUAAUCGGUUUUAAAAAGGGGAUAUGAACAGUUUCUCGUGAUCGAAAAAUGGUGCACACCGGGAACAUCAUUCCUGUUUUGCAAAGGGAGGGGCGGGGUUUCUGCUGGACAUACAGUGUGUUAUUUGACCCUCACUAGCCAUCAUACUGCACUAAAUAAUGCCUGGGUGUGAAUAUUUGGCUGUAUUCAAAAUUGUGGCUUUAUGUAAAUAAAAAAGAGAACAUGACAACUUUAAGCUAUUGCAGGUAGAUCAGUAGCUAGCUAGUCAGUUCAUACGGCUCUGACUGCACACGCAAAGCCACAAAGCUUCGACUUUAUUUCACGAUGAGCUCAGACAAGUCGGCCGUUGUGAAGUAAAGUGAUGCUUGACGAUAUUUCCGAAUGUUAAAACACAAAUGUUCACAGUGCAUUAUGGAAAAUUUCAUGACCACUUGCUCAGCAGGACAAUUUAAAAAUUACAACUUAAUGUGGCUCCUAGCAAAUGAACAGAUGUUCAAGCUGGUGUUCGACUCCCUGUAUCGACUGUUGAUGAAUCGGGUUUCGCUUUCUCCCCGAGCAAGCAGCCAGCAGAGCUGAAAAUCUCAUCAUAGGAUUAAAUUUUAAAAUUGACCUAACAUACAAUUGGGUAUUUAUGACCUUACAAGGGCCCAAAAUGACCCAAACCUUCCACAUGGAUGAAAAUGGCAAUAGUUUAUCCAUGUUUCAAUGCAUUUCCUUCAUGGUGUCCUGUGUUAUUGUGUUAAAAUAUUUCUGGUACCAUUGAGGUUGAUGUAUAAACACGUAACACGACACACACACACACACACACACACACACACACACACACACACACACACACACACACACACACACAAACUGCAUCAUUACAGUUCAGAAAUUCUACACAAAGGGGGAAAUAAGCCCUUUCCGUAUCAGAGUUUAAUAUCCAUUGGGUUUUGUUGGGCAAAUACUGUAAAAGCAUCCGUGUUGAGUAAACCUUAGUCCUCACCCACACGUGUAUGUGUGUGUGUUUCAGGAGAAAAGCUGCUGCCCUUCUGUAGAAAAUUGAUCGUCCUGAUCACAAACCUAACCACUGUUUCCACCAUUCCUUCUGAUAUAAUUUUUUUUUUUUUGGUCCCCAUAAAGUAGGUAUCAUAAGUCCUCAUAAGUGAUGCACACCAGAUUUCAGCAUUAACCUAGUUAACUAAUCCAAUUUCUUAAAUAUAGCCAUGAAAAAAAUAGUUGUUUGGGUGAAACAAAUCUGAAUUCAUCAGAAUUAAUCUAGUAUAUAUAUAUAUAUAUAUAUAAUAAAAUGAGUAAAUGAAGACACUAAAUUGAAAAACAUUGAAAAUAAAUUUUAAAUAAAAUUUUCUGUAAGUAGCAACUGUGAAAAGUUCCCACAUAACUUUAUAUACUGGCAGCUUGUCAGGCGUUUUGUGGUUUGUUUGCUUUUAUUCAAACACACAGGAGUACUAGAGCUGAAGAGACAGGGGUGAAGACAGGACUAUUUUUAAGGGUGGCAGCUACUCGUUUGUGUCAGUCCUGUGGCCACGCCCACAGAGAAAAAACAUUCCUGAUCUUAUAACAUCGUGAGGUAAAAACUAAUCCUAAUCAUGAUUCAAUAAGAGGAACCAAGAACUAUGUCCUCACAGCAUUUUCAGGUCUUCAUAAUGCUGUGAAAGGGAUGAAAUCUCCAUUAGGUAAUGAAUGACAACACUCUCUCUCUCUCUCUCUCUCUCUCUCUCUCUCUCUCUCUCUCUCUCUCUCUCUCUCUCUCUCUCUCUCUCUCUCUCUCUCUCUCUCUCUCUCUCUCUCUCUCUC
Tachysurus fulvidraco (yellow catfish) is the source of this 3736-nucleotide messenger RNA. RefSeq names its product glucagon receptor b (gene gcgrb). Gene Ontology annotation, molecular function: glucagon receptor activity; peptide hormone binding; gastric inhibitory peptide receptor activity. Gene Ontology annotation, cellular component: plasma membrane. NCBI's taxonomy places the organism in Eukaryota, Metazoa, Chordata, Actinopteri, Siluriformes, Bagridae. Gene Ontology annotation, biological process: cell surface receptor signaling pathway; adenylate cyclase-activating G protein-coupled receptor signaling pathway. The record is from RefSeq and is a predicted model, not a curated record. The transcript is spliced from 14 exons. Bases 362 to 1906 code for a protein of 514 amino acids.